Puntigrus tetrazona (Sumatra barb) is the source of this 4510-nucleotide messenger RNA. RefSeq names its product transmembrane protein 100. The coding region runs from base 363 to 752 and encodes 129 amino acids. The transcript has a single exon. The record is from RefSeq and is a predicted model, not a curated record. Gene Ontology annotation, biological process: cellular response to BMP stimulus. Lineage: Eukaryota; Metazoa; Chordata; Actinopteri; Cypriniformes; Cyprinidae.
AAUGGUUAACUCCACCCCUCCUCCCCCACCUCCUUCCUGUUUGCGCUCCGCUGCCCAGUCUCAUACUAUGGCAUUUUACGUCAGAGUGCAGCUGGAGCCAAUCGGGAGCUCUGGGCCGCCCCCUCUGCAGCUCGACUCCACCCCUCCUUCUGGCCACAUAUAUAGCAGCGCUCAUUCUGUUGGCUCGAGUGUUCAACGUGCUGCUGUGGGCUCGAGAGACAGAGAGCCGUGGCACUGACAAAAUCCACCGACAUCGAGAGUGGAUCUCCACGUUUCCUUGCCUAAAUUGCCUUUCUUCCCAGAGCGUCUCGCUCAUAACCCAGCGCAUCUUUAUUGUUUUGUUCCCAGCAUCCGGUCGCAAGAUGGGAUGCACCACAGGGCACUUCACUUGCCAACCGCAGACGACGGCGGCGGCCCCGAACCCCGAAGGCCAGCAGCAAGAAGGAGCACCCAAAGUCCCAGAGGUGCUGUCGUCCCUAGAGAGGCUCUCGCAAGCCACCGGAGGGAUGGAGAAGUCUUGGUACCGCUGCAUCUUUCCGUUCGGGAUCAUCUCGCUGGUGAUCGGAGUGGCUGGAACCGGGGUGACGUACACGUACAACGAUCUCCCGCAAACUAAGGUGGUUUCCGUGAUCCUGUUGAUUGCGGGGCUGGUCCUGGUAGUGAUGGCGACCGCUUGCUGGACGGUCCAUAAGAAGAAGCGCAGGAAAAAGAAGGAAGGGGGUUCCUUCAGCUCAGAACAGUGUCCCUUGUGAGAGAGCCCCCCCCCCAAAACAAAACAAGAUCUCUGUCCACUCAGGUAUCCGUGAGGGACAAGUCGCAAAGUCGCCGAAUCCCGUGGAAAGUACGGCGCAAGGCUGGCAUGAGGGUUCAACCAGAGUCACGCAUGCAGUUUACCGUCGCUCAGCAGGUGUCUGGUAUCAAAACAAGCCUGGAGAGGGACACACACUCACACACACACACACAGGACACUUAACACUAGCCUGCGAGCCUCUCGCGGAGCCUCUGCUGUCGUCAACGCCGCUGUCAGUCUCCUGCAUUCCUGUGACGCCGAAGAAGUGGGCCAGUGGCGGCAACCGGACACCGCGACGAAAGAGGAGUUCACCUCCGUCACCGUCGCACGUCAUUCGCCCAUCCAGUGACACCGUAGCAAUGCGCGAGCUUUUUUACGGAGUGGAACCUGAACCAGCGUCUGCUAGCUAGAACCGGCAGCUGCGGAUCAGGAUAGGAAGAAAGCACGGACUGGCGAGGUCGAGAAUGUGUCCGUCCGCGCGUGUGUGUGUGUGUGCGUAAUGUGUGCGCUGGAUGGACUAGAGAGAGACAAGACACCUGCUCGGCCUCUUUCGCUGUCAGCCCUCCGUCAAUCGUAGCCACUAAUGAUUUAGGACAGGGGUGCAGCGCCUGAUUUGAAGGACGGAAAGAUCCGAGCUUGAUUUAUUGGGAGUUUUACACAGUGUACAGUGUGUUGCAAGAGAGCUUUGCAUUGGAUUGUGUGCGCGUGCGACUGUAUGUGAGUCUGUCUGGCAAAUCCAAGACUCUUCAAGGACCUCAUAUAGACGGUAUUCGGGAAAACGACAACAGAGGAGUUUUAAAACAGACACGGUGCAGAGAAAGGCAAGCAAGCCGAAGGUCCUUUUGUUCUGAGACAGCCAGAAAAGAAAACUCAUUUCCUGUCUGACAGAUGAGCAGGAUUACUAGGGGAGGAAAAAAAAGAUGCCACAAGGGUACACUAGAAGUCAAAAGUGUCAGUGGAGUUUUGUUCUUGUUUCAGUGCCUUGAGCAAGCAAUAGGACUUAGCAUGGUACCGUAGCUAUGUUUUACCCCUCCGUCUCUCUUUUCCUCUCCCAGUGCCAGCUUUAAAACUCAAACUCAGCUAUUUUAGCACGGCCUUCUCGCCCCCAAAAACAACACGCAUGAAUACGUCGUCGCUUUGACCUGGUCAGAGCCCACAAAGGCUGGAGCUUACAUCCGUUUUCACAAUGGGAACACUGCUUAUUUACACUGCCUUGAUCUGGGAAGCAUUUGGCACGUUUUGUUAUGGAUACAGUGGGUGGGUAGCAGAUAAUGAAUUAAAGGGACAGGUCAGCUAAAAAUGAAACUUCUGUCAUCCCUGUGUCGUUUUAAGUCUGUGCAGCUGACCUUCUUUUAAAGGAGGACAAAACGAUGUAUUGUGAAACUCGGUGGGGUCCAAAAAAGCUCUUUUGAUGUUCUGCACAUUAACAGAACAGAAAAAAAAAACGUACCUUCUUUUAUGUUCCCUAGUAGAAAGGAAGUCGUACCAAUUUGAGGGCGAGGAAAUGACAGAAUUUUCCUUUUUGGGAAAGUUUAGCCUUCAGAUGUCUCGUAAAUCCUGUUAACACUCUGUGUGAAGACUAAAAUUCGGAGACGGGCAAAAAUCCAUACCAAUUCAGAGGUUAAUGCCCUUUUCCUUUCGCUAAAAGCUUAUCGAUCGAGAUGUUUUCCGCGAUGUUGAGGAGUGUAUGUGAGAAUCCUUGUGCAUAAGAGAAAGAAAAGAAACAGGAUUAACAACCUUGAGUACUUGAAAAAGGCUGUUUUUGAAGCGUUUAGCUCUUAGCAGAUGUGCUAAGCACGCCUUACCCAACUUGUCUGAGCCCCGAGGGAGAUUUUAUUGCUCUUUCAUUGCUCAGAUUUCAUCUUCACUUAUGUCUCGGAUGCUUUACCUAAAAUUACUUCCAACAAACAAAAAUGCAGGCAACUAGCGUUUAGAGCUCUAAAAGCAAAUCCGGAUAUCUGAAGUAAUUUGCCCUCGCGAGAUAACAUCUGUGUUCUUUUUGCGAUCCCCGACUUCUGGUUGCACGUUUUGAGAAAACGCUGGUGAAAUUACCGUCCAUCUCUUAAUCUCAUUGGAGAAACGUUUUAAGAUAUCGACGAGAUCUCAGUUGUGCUUAAAUAGACGCAAGUUGAAGAUUAUGGCUUUUGUGACUACAAGCGUGUUUCUGGAGCGAACGCGGGCGCAUGGCAUGCACAUCCAGGUGGAACUGAUUUCUAACAGUGAUGUCUGAACACACGUCUAUGGAUAAACACAGUGCCUUUUUGUCGACUGAUGUACGUGCUGUAAAGCUGCCUGUGCCUCCUUAGCAUUUUUCAUUGCUUCACGCCAGAAUGGGGUUUCUGUCCCUUUACAGAAACAGAUAGCCCGCCUUGUUUUUUCCGCGGCGUGCUACGAGAAGUAACGAAGGGAGGGCGUCCAGAGUUUCAGACUGCAUUUUAAACACCGUUCACAGUGCUCUUAACGAACAACGCGGACUAGAAUCAGGGAUGAGGCUGAUAUUCGAGCGGGAAAAGGGACCAGAUGAGUUCAGUCGGGAUAUCAGUGACCGACCCUAAUAGAGCGUCUGAUCGUAUCACGGAAAGCCAGUAAUCCAAGAUAGCUGUUUACACGAGCAAAUCAAGAUCAGACGCUCAGAUCUGAGUCAUCAGGAAAACAUGGUGCUGCUCCCCCCUCGAAAUCAACGUUUUUGCCUUUAUUUUUGCAGGGAAAAUCCCUAAUCGUCCUUAAAAGUAACACUGUGCGAGAUUUAAAGGCGUCUUAAAUAGGUUUAUCCUAUAUUUAUCUCGUUUUGAGCAUAAAUAUAUAAAAAGAUAUAUGCUUUAUAUAGUCCUUAGCCAGCAUUUAAAGUGGGCCAAAGUCGUCCUACAACCAAAACCACACUCGUUCUUGUCGUUAUUGAUGACUUUAAUAUAAUAAACCUCAAUAUGACUAUAAUGAUGACUUUUUUUGAUCCGCUUCCAAAAUGUUGACUACUGUAUAUGCAUAUAUUAUACAUAUAAUAAGGACAUCUGUAAAUCUCCCAGCUUCUAAAUGACCGAAAGUAAAGGAUUUUUAGAUAACACGGUCAAGAACAAAUAGACGCAAACACGUGGCGUUUCUUUAUUAUUUCGUAACCCAGUUUUUCCCCAGAUUGCUCCCAUGCAUAUCUGGAAGCAGUUGUUCGCGUGAUUUCCUCCAGAUUUCAGAUUCUCUCCAGCCCUUUUUCUUCCUUUCUUUACGAGAGCUGGAAGGAGGGAGGUUUAUAGAGGGUGAAGGCAUUUGCAGAGUUGUGCAAUUUCAUUGAAAAAUACGUGAGAGGAACGUGACGGGCCGAGCGGUCGCAGACGCACCGGACUCGUUAGAUGCGCGCCCGGCUUCGUUCAUCGCCUCGUAGUCUUCUGCUGUACAUAAAUCCACAUCCGAACCCCUCGACGCACCCAACUGUUUUCGCUCUUGUUUAAUGUCGAAGGCGUUACGACCGAGCGAGUCGUGAAUGAUUCGCCGGUUGUUUUCGUGUCGCGGAACGAGAAAGAGUAAAUCUACCUCUCUAGUUCUGAGAGCGUGUUUUUUUUUUCCGCCGUCCUUACAUUCUCCAGAAUGCUUUUUCUCUUUAACGAAUGCCAAAAUCUGUAUUCCGUGUCAAACUGUGUGAUGUAAAUAGUAGCUAUUUAUAUUUUUACAUUUAUAUUCAUAUUAAAAAAAAUGCUUUUGAAAAGUUGUAUUAAAGAACUGUUAACGUGA